This is a messenger RNA of Aspergillus glaucus CBS 516.65, 2199 nucleotides long. RefSeq names its product putative pentafunctional AROM polypeptide. Lineage: Eukaryota; Fungi; Ascomycota; Eurotiomycetes; Eurotiales; Aspergillaceae. Gene Ontology annotation, molecular function: 3-dehydroquinate dehydratase activity; shikimate 3-dehydrogenase (NADP+) activity. The record is from RefSeq and is a predicted model, not a curated record. The coding region runs from base 1 to 2199 and encodes 732 amino acids. The transcript is spliced from 2 exons. Gene Ontology annotation, biological process: chorismate biosynthetic process; shikimate metabolic process.
AUGGACCCACGGCGAGGAUAUCAAGGGAAUGAAAGCCUCAUUCUUGUCGGAUUUGUUGGCGCGGGGAAAAGAACCCUUGGGUUGAUUGCGUCCGCAGCACUACAACGGGAGUUGAUAAACUACGACGUACUGUUCCAACAGCAAACAGGCAUUCAACCGGGAGAUUAUAUCGACACAUAUGGCCCAGAGCGAUAUCAGGUUUUGGAGCAUGAGAUUACCACCGAUGUUAUUGAAAGAAAACGCACUGGUGCUGUUCUUGUCGGGUUCUUCAAGGUGCUUCGCGGCAGAGGAUCGAUGACACUGCGCGAACUGUGCAAGACAAAUCCUGUCGUUCUGAUCAGGCGCGAUAUAGACAAGCACCCCGACGUCUUGCGCGAUGAAGAGAAGUUCACCCGUGCACAUCGUGUGAGCAACAUAUUGUAUGGACGAUGCUCCAACUUUGACUUUUUCAACAUUACCCAGCCCGACGGAGAGGGAAUCAGGGCACCGCUAAAGUUGAAACAGACAGAACGUGACUUCAAACGGUUCUUGAAUGCCAUCUUCGGGCAGUCGUCGCGUCUCUUGCACUCUGCCGAUCCGCUUUCUCUCUCAUACACCCAUGCAUUACAGGUCCCUUUGAGCUGGCUGGAGGAUAUCAAGUCGGACCUCUCGGUACUCGAGUGCGGCGCGGAUGCUGUAAAUUUGAUACUUGAUGGGGACGUUGAAAACCCCAACACUGUUGCGCAUCGCGUAUCCAAGCAGAUUUCUUUUCUGCGGCAACACACGAGACUGCCCGUCAUUUUCGAUAUCGGGACCUCUGAAAAUCCCAACACUACGUACUAUGAAGAUCUGCUGGAGAUUGGAUUCCGACAAGCUCCGGACAUGGUGAUCGUCUCUCUGGACUGCACGGCGCGUGCCGAUGCCCUAACUGCUGCGAAGGGUCACGCUAAAAUGAUAGGCAUUUGGCAUACACCAACGGCAUGGUCUCGUGUUUGGGAAUCGACGACAUGGCGAGUAAUGUACAAAAAGGCGAGAAUCCUGAGCUGCGACGCUAUUCGGAUCACAUCUACAUCAGAUUCCGUGCUCAACAACUUGGAGUGUCUCCGAAUUAUACAUGCAGCCAACAAGUCACUUGAGAUUCCAAUCAUCGGAUAUAAUACCGACGUGCAGGGCCGGACUUCUGUUUGUUUCAAUCCGAUAUUGUCUCCUAUAGUUCUCCCGUCUAUGCUACAUAAUGGCGUCACCUUACAACAGGCUCACCAGGCGCUGUAUUCGAGUUAUUUCCUCCCGAAAAAGCAUUUUACGAUUGUUGGGAAGACAGUCACUUAUAGCUUGUCGCCGCACAUGCACAACGCAGCCUACAGCGCAUGUGGAAUGCCCCAUGUGUAUGAUUCCAUGCAAGUCGACUCUUUCUCGAGCGUUCAACGACUCUUCGAAGAAGGAGACAGAGAUGGGCUUGUCGUGUCACUUCCGUAUAAAACAGAUAUACUACAAAUGCUGGAUGAAGUGGCCCCCGAUGCGCGUUGCAUUGGUGCCGUGAACACGGUCGUCGUUGAGAAGGACCUCGUUAGUGGUCAGCCUUCGAAGGGACCUAUCCUGAAGGGCUAUAAUACCGAUUACAUUGGGAUAAUGAACUGCAUCCAGCUAAACCUAUCUCCAGCAAACUCCGUCAAACAAGGAACUAGCGCGCUCAUCGUCGGGGCUGGUGGAAUGGCGCGCGCGGCGAUUUAUGCCUGCGUUCAAGUCGGCAUACAAAACAUUUGCAUCUUCAAUCGGACAAGAGAGAAUGCUCAUAAACUGGUCGAAUAUUACAACCAUUUAUCGACGUCUGGUUGGAAGGAAUCUCUGUCAUUGUCUGUCCUGGAGACAUUGGACUCCCCUUGGCCGACGCAGCUGCGUCAACCGACAGUGAUUGUAUCCUGUAUUGCUCCAGAUACGCCUGCUACUUUCUCUAUACCAGAACAAUGGCUUUGUAGCAAAACUGGUGGUGUAUCCAUUGAGCUAGCAUACACCCCCCUCGUUACGCCGUUUACAAAGCAGAUGCAGUCAAAGGUCUCGCGAGGAUGGAUCCUAGUCGAUGGUUCUGAAGUACUUGUUGAACAGGGCGUUGCACAAUUUGAGAUACUCACAGGAAGACCUGCGCCAGUUUAUAUCAUGCGAGAUGCUGUCCAGAGGAGGUAUGCUACAGUUCACUCCGGGUAUACAGAUGAGAAUCCUUAG